Prorocentrum cordatum is the source of this 255-nucleotide messenger RNA. Lineage: Eukaryota; Dinophyceae; Prorocentrales; Prorocentraceae. The record is from the annotation of a GenBank genome assembly.
AUGCUGCGCCGCGGCUGUGGUGCCACGGCACUGGCGGAGGGAAAGGUGGUCUCUGCGGCGACGCAAGAGGGCGCCCAGGGAGGCCUCCGCUCGGAGCCUCUCGGGCACGAGGGGGGGGGCAGCGCCUCUCCGCAGAGGCUGCGGAAGUUCGACGUGCAGGUUGGCGACGUGAUCAAGGUGCAGACGAACUUGGGAUGGGAGGUCGUGACCGUCACCGCCAAGCGAGUCAACGGCAAGCUUGACAUCGAGUUUAAG